This is a messenger RNA of Kwoniella botswanensis, 861 nucleotides long. Its product is annotated as S-formylglutathione hydrolase. Lineage: Eukaryota; Fungi; Basidiomycota; Tremellomycetes; Tremellales; Cryptococcaceae. Gene Ontology annotation, molecular function: S-formylglutathione hydrolase activity. The record is from RefSeq and is a predicted model, not a curated record. Gene Ontology annotation, cellular component: cytosol. The transcript has 6 exons. The coding region runs from base 1 to 861 and encodes 286 amino acids. Gene Ontology annotation, biological process: formaldehyde catabolic process.
AUGACCCUCGAGAAAGUAUCUUCCAACCGAGUCUCCACAGGCUACUUGACGAAAUACAAAUUCCCUUCCACCUCUCUUGGGGGCCUUUCCACCCAAUUCAACAUCUUCCUUCCUUCCUCGGCAUCAGCCAGCUCCCCUGUGCCUGUACUGUUCUACCUGGCCGGUCUUACAUGUAAUGAAGAUACCGGUGCUCAGAAGGGGGGACUGCUAAAUACAGCUGGUAAAGAAGGUAUAGCGGUGGUUUUCCCCGAUACGUCACCAAGAGGGGCGGGGGUCGAGGGGGAAGAUGAUGAUUGGCAAUUGGGAACUGGAGCCGGUUUCUACCUCAAUGCGACCGCUGAGAAGUGGAAGAAACAUUAUAAUAUGUAUGAUCUGGUUGUGAAGGAGCUUCCUGAGGUGAUCAAGGAGGCCAACCUCGGUGUGGACUUCUCGAGAUGGUCGAUCACUGGUCACUCGAUGGGAGGUCACGGUGCACUAUCGAUCUACCUCAAGAAUCCAGGUUUAUUCAAGUCUGCCUCUGCAUUCGCUCCAGCAUGUAAUCCCUCACGUACCCCUUGGGGAAUUAACGCAUUCACAAACUACCUCGAUGCCAAAACUCGUUCUUCCCCACCUAGUGAAUGGUUACCAUACGAUUCCACCCACCUCUUACAGAACUAUCAGGGUGAACCGAACAUCUUGAUUGAUGUUGGUACAGAAGAUGAUUUCCUAAAGAAGGGUCAAUUGGAACCUCAAGCUAUAUCGGAUUUGAAUAAGAAGGGAGUAGAAGUCAGGAUGCAAAAUGGGUUCGAUCAUUCUUAUUACUUUAUCUCGACCUUCGCUCCUGAGCAUGUUGAAUACCAUGCUAAAUUCCUCAAAGCGUGA